This is a messenger RNA of Nematostella vectensis (starlet sea anemone), 1206 nucleotides long. Its product is annotated as fibroblast growth factor 1. Gene Ontology annotation, cellular component: cytoplasm. The transcript has 4 exons. Gene Ontology annotation, biological process: animal organ morphogenesis; regulation of cell migration; positive regulation of cell population proliferation. The record is from RefSeq and is a predicted model, not a curated record. The coding region runs from base 141 to 872 and encodes 243 amino acids. Gene Ontology annotation, molecular function: growth factor activity; fibroblast growth factor receptor binding. Lineage: Eukaryota; Metazoa; Cnidaria; Anthozoa; Actiniaria; Edwardsiidae.
CUUAAAUCAUUAGUAACGAGUCACUAAUUGAAUGGCUCAGUUAUAUAUAGGUACAGCGUGUUUUUCUCUCGUCCUGAUCAGAGGCUUACAAAAAAAAAAUGUUUGUCGGUGCAUUUUGUUAACGAAACGAGGAAGACCAAAUGGAAUCUCACCAGAUAUUCGUGCUUUUUAUAGCAUCCAUCCAUGCACACGGAUUUCAAACCGAAUACAUUACUCCAUCAACACACGUGUCUUCUGACAACAAGCAGACAAAGCCUCAGGCCGCUGACCAAAACGCGCCCGCGAGAACAAUGUUAAAGCAUCUCCAACAUGUUGAGCCUACAAACAUGCAGAAUCCUGUCAGCAGAGAAAAACGACAAGUAUGCUCGUGCAUGGCGUGCGCAGAACGAAACUCAAAAAAUCCGCUGAACAUUGGAAAAGAUAUCCCGUACGAAGCCGUGCGCAAGGUCUUUAAAUUCUUAAAAAUUGCGCGUAAACGGAUGAAAGUGAGAUAUAGUCGACAGGGCCAGCUGUACUGCAAGAAUGGCUACCUCAUUCACAUUGACAAGGAUGGAAGAAUCAGCGGUACGACCAGUCACAAGGAUCAGUAUUCCGCUCUCGAGUUCCAGUCCCUCGGUGCCGGAAAAGUUAUUAUCAAGGGCGUGGUCACUGGACGGUAUCUUGCAAUUAACGACCAGGGCUUGUUAUAUUCCACGGAUACUUUCCAUAAAGAAGCAAUCAUGGAAGAAAAACAGGAGGAAAAUUUUUACCACUCGUUUAAUUCGCAUCGAUACCGUCAGCCAGGCUGGUACGUGGCUUUGAGACGUAACGGACAGGUGAAGAAGACCUCGGUGAUGCAGAAAGCUGCGCAGUUUCUUGUAUUGUACAAAUGACGACGGGGUCUAUGACUCCAGAACUAGAACUGUAGCUAUACUGAGGAUCCAAGAAUUCUCAACGAAGAGCACCAUCCCGGAAGCAUCGAUGAAGAAAGGGGUGGGGUAGAACUAUAAGGGGGGUACCAGUAACGAGGUAAUCCUGCCGUUUUCUUCCAUACGUCUCUUCUAAAUUAGUCCAAAAGGGGGCUGUGAAUCUAUAACGACUGCAGCAUUUGCAGAGAUCAAUGGAAAAGGAAGACACGACGUCAUGCCACAUUUGGCGUCAGAAAAACAGAUGGAAACGCGAAUCAAGCUUGAUUCAAGAAAUUCGAAAAUAAAAAAAACAAGCGUC